AAAAUGGCGCCUCAGAUGACAACUGUUAGGACGACGACAGAGACAGCGCGUCGCGAGCCGUGAGUCCGUCGCCAACGCCUCCCGAUGUCGACGAAGAGCUCGCAGUCCGCGGGCGCCGUCGUCUGCGAACACAACUCUCUGAUUCGGCGCCAGUUCUUCAAAAUCGAAAGCCUGGAGAACGAGCUGUCGCUCCUGAGGCUCGAGAGGGACGCCCUGUUGGGGGAGAACGAGAGGCUCGCCUUUCAGUUGCAGUGCAGCACUCAUCUCGAGGUCGCCGCCAAGAGAAACGGAUCCAAAGAUGGCGUCCAAGACGUCGCGAAUCUCAACUUCGAGUCCAACGCCUGCCGACAGUCGACGUCAUCGCAGACGACACUGACGACGACGAAGACGACGGCGACAGUCGUUCCACAGGACUGUUGCUAUGAGUUGUCGCAACACCUCAUUGACCGCCGCGUCGACGCUCUCGAGCGGAAAUACGGCGGACUCGUGGCCCGCGAGUCGGCCACAAGAAUACAGCGCGCGUUCCGCACAUACCGUCUGCAGAAGCGCUUCAAGAGUAUCGCCAUUCAGGCGCUGCGACAGACGACGGAUGAGACGACGCGACGACAGGCGGAACGACAGCCGUCGCUGAGCGACACUCAGAGCACGCGCUCCGACGACAGCUCUUCCGCCCAGAACUCGGCGGCGGUCUUCAUUCCGGAGUCGCUGCUCGCGAGCGCCUCCACGCAGUCCUCGCAGGCCUUCGAGUGUCAGCGGAAGCGCUCGUAUCGCGUGGGACUCAACCUCUUCAACAAACACCCUCCCGAACGCGGCCUUCGGUUCCUUCUGAAGAACUCUUUCAUCGAAAGCGUCGACAAUAGUGAACAACAAUCACAACUCGUCGCGCGCUUUCUGCUCACUAGAAAAGGCGUUUCCAAAGCAAUGAUUGGCGAAUACCUCUCGCAGCCCAACAAUGGCCUCGUUUUGAGCGCUUUCGCCGCGGAAAUCGAUUUAUCGGGUCUUCAAGUCGACUCCGCUUUGAGAAAGUUUCAGACAUUCUUCCGCUUCCCAGGCGAGGCACAGAAGAUCGAGCGAAUGGUCGACGCGUUUGCUACGCGCUUCGUUGAGUGCAAUCCCGGCGACGGUCUGUCACGUGACUCCGUCUUCAUUCUGUCGUUCGCCAUAAUAAUGCUGAACACAGACCUGCACGCGCCCACGAACUCCAAGAACCGCAUGACGUCACAGCAGUGGCUUCAGAACCUUCGCGGCGUCUUUUCCGACGUCUCGCUCUCUCAACAGUUCCUUCUCGACGUCUAUUCGCGAAUC
Molecule: messenger RNA, 1305 nt
Organism: Oppiella nova
Lineage: Eukaryota; Metazoa; Arthropoda; Arachnida; Sarcoptiformes; Oppiidae
Source: the annotation of a GenBank genome assembly